This is a messenger RNA of Loxodonta africana (African savanna elephant), 534 nucleotides long. RefSeq names its product small proline-rich protein 3-like. The transcript has 2 exons. Bases 1 to 534 code for a protein of 177 amino acids. The record is from RefSeq and is a predicted model, not a curated record. NCBI's taxonomy places the organism in Eukaryota, Metazoa, Chordata, Mammalia, Proboscidea, Elephantidae.
AUGAGUUCCUAUCAGCAGAAGCAGCCAUUUAUCCCACCACCUCAGCCUCAUGACCAGCAGGUGAAACAGCCGUGCAUACCACCACAAGAUACAUUUGUUCCUAUAACCAAGGAACCAUGUUAUCCCCAGGUCCCACAACCUGGCAACCCCAAGGUUCCAGAGCCAGGCUACCCCAAGGUCCCUGAUCAAGGCCAAAACAAGUACCCACAGCCAUACCCUUUACCAGUCACUCCAGGCCCAGACCAGCAGAAGACCAAGCAAAAAAUCAUGAGUUCCCAUCAGCAGAAGCAGCCAUUCACCCCACCACCUCAGCCUCAUGACCAGCAGGUGAAACAGCCCUGCCUGUCUCCACAAGAUACAUUUGUUCCCAUAACCAAGGAACCAUAUCAUCCCCAGGUCCCACAACCUGGCAACACCAAGGUUCCAGAGCCAGGCUACCUCAAGGUCCCUGAUCAAGGCCAAAACAAGUACCCACAGCCAUGCCCUUCACCAGUCACUCCAGGCCCACACCAGCAGAAGACCAAGCAGAAGUGA